CGAACGGCGGCGGUGGCGGGGCUCAGCAUGGCGGCGCACCUGAAGAAGCGGGUGUAUGAGGAGUUCACUAAGGUCGUCCAGCAACAUGAAGAGAUCUCCGCCAAGAAGCUGCGGCUGACCAAGCCCAGUAAAUCGGCAGCGCUCCACGUAGAUCUGUGUAAGGCCACUUCGCCAGCAGAUGCCCUGCAGUAUCUGCUUCAGUUUGCCAGGAAGCCAGUGGAGGCGGAAAGCGUGGAAGGAGUUGUCAGAAUCUUGCUGGAGCAUUAUUACAAGGAGAACGAUGCCUCUGUGAGAUUGAAGAUUGCUUCCUUGCUAGGUUUGUUAUCGAAGACGGCAGGAUUUUCUCCAGACUGCAUUAUGGAUGAUGCCAUUAACACGCUUCAAAAUGAGAAGUCCCACCAAGUUCUUGCUCAGCUGUUGGAUACCCUGUUGGUGAUUGGGACGAAACUCACAGAGAACCCAGCUGUCCGAAUGAGACUGCUAGAUGUAGCCUGCAAGUAUCUGACGGACUCGUCCCAUGGUGUCAGAAACAAGUGCCUCCAGCUGAUUGGCUAUCUUGGAUCUGUGGAAAAAGGUGCCACAAAAGAAGCUGAAAGCCUGGCUACCAAAGAUGUCCAGAAGAUCAUAGGGGACCACUUUAAUGACCAGGACCCUCGUGUUAGGACUGCAGCUAUAAAAGCUAUGCUGCAGCUACAUGAAAGAGGAUUAAAAUUGCAGCAGACUAUUUACAGUCAGGCUUGCAAACUGCUCUCAGAUGAUUAUGAACAGGUACGCAGUGCUGCAGUUCAGUUGAUCUGGGUCCUCAGUCAGCUGUAUCCUGAGAGCAUUGUACCAAUUCCUUCUUCCAAUGAAGAAAUUCGCUUAGUUAAUGAUGCAUUUGGAAAAAUAUGUCACAUGGUCAGUGAUGGCUCAUGGGUUGUUAGAGUGCAAGCUGCUAAACUGUUGGGAUCUAUGCAGCAAGUUAGUUCCCAUUUCUUGGAGCAGACACUUGACAAGAAGCUGAUGUCAGAUUUGAGGCGGAAGCACACUGCACACGAACGAGCCAAAGAGCUUUACAGCUCUGGGGAGUUUUCAAGUGGCAGAAAAUGGGGAGACGAUGCGCCCAAAGAAGAAAUAGACACAGGCGCUGUGAACUUGAUUGAAUCGGGAGCUUGUGGGGCUUUUGUUCAUGGCCUGGAAGAUGAAAUGUAUGAGGUUCGGAUUGCUGCAGUUGAGGCCCUCUGUAUGCUGGCUCAGUCUUCACCAUCUUUUGCAGAGAAGUGUCUUGAUUUUCUAGUAGACAUGUUUAAUGAUGAGAUCGAAGAGGUAAGAUUGCAGUCGAUACACACGAUGAGAAAAAUCUCCAACAACAUAACGCUGCGAGAGGACCAGCUCGAUACCGUGCUAGCUGUCUUGGAGGAUUCCUCCCGAGAUAUUCGGGAAGCACUUCACGAACUACUGUGCUGCACCAAUGUCUCAACUAAAGAAGGCAUUCAUCUCGCAUUGGUGGAGCUGUUGAAAAACCUAACCAAAUAUCCUACGGACAGAGAGUCCAUAUGGAAGUGCUUAAAGUUCCUGGGCUGCAGGCAUCCUACUCUGGUGCUUCCACUGGUCCCAGAGCUGCUGAGUACACAUCCGUUUUUUGACACCCCAGAACCUGACAUGGACGACCCAGCCUAUAUUGCUGUUCUGGUCCUCAUUUUUAAUGCUGCUAAAACUUGCCCAACAAUGCCAGCGCUGUUCUCGGAUCAUACUUUCAGACACUACGCCUAUCUUCGUGACAGUCUCUCUCAUCUUGUCCCUCCAUUGAGAUUGCCAGGUAGAAAACUAGUAUCCUCCCCUGUUUCCCCCAGCGUUACCCCUCAUGAAGAUCCUUCCCAGCAGUUCCUGCAGCAGAGUCUUGAGAGAGUUUACAACCUUCAGCACCUAGACCCACAGAGCACACAGGAGCUGCUUGAAUUCACCAUUCGUGACCUUCAGAGGCUUGGAGAACUUCAGUCAGAACUGGCAGGGGUGGCAGACUUCUCCGCAACUUACCUUCGGUGUCAGCUGCUCCUCAUCAAGGCCCUCCAGGAAAAACUGUGGAAUGUGGCAGCUCCUCUCUACCUGAAACAGAAUGCUUUGGCAUCAGCUGCUGCAAAACAGAUUAUGGAAGAAACGUACAAAAUGGAGUUUAUGUACAGUGGAGUGGAAAAUAGACAAGUGGUCAUUAUUCACCACAUGCGACUGCAAGCCAAAGCGUUACAACUUAUAGUGACUGCACGUACUACUAGAGGAGUGGAACCCCUUUUUGGAAUGUGUGAAAAUUUUUUACAGGAAGUGGAUUCUUUUCAGAGAUGUUUUAUUUCUGAACUGCCCCAUAUGCAAGACAGUUUUGUGGAUAAGCUGCUGGACUUAAUGCCCAGACUUGUGACCUCCAAACCUUCAGAAGCGGUGAAGAUCCUGCAAACAACGCUACGACAGAGCACCUUCCUUCACCUUCCUCUUCCAGAGCAGAUCCACAGAGCUACUUCAACUAUUAUUGAACCUGCUGGCGAGUCUGAUAACCCUUUGAGGUUUACAUCAGGACUCGUGGUGGCAUUGGAUGUUGAUGCAACUCUGGAACAUGUGCAGGACCCUCAGAGCACAGUUAAAGUUCAGGUAUUAUAUCCAGAUGGACAGGCACAGUUAAUCCACCCUAAACCAGCUGACUUUCGAAAUCCUGGUCCUGGAAGGCACAGAUUGAUAACUCAGGUUUACCUUUCUCAUACUGCCUGGACAGAGCCCUGUCAGAUUGAAGUGAGGUUACUACUGGCGUACAACUCCAGUAAGAGCAAAGCGUCCACUAGACUCUCAAAAUCCACCUGGAUUGACAGCAUGGAGGCUCUUCCACCGUCUGAAUAUGGCAUUGAGGGAACCAUACCAUUCAGCAAACCUGUCAAAGUGUAUAUAAUGCCAAAACCUGCCAGACGGUGAAGUCAAUCACUAACCGACUUUAUUUGUGGGAUUGUUGGGUUAUAUGUAAACGA
Emys orbicularis (European pond turtle) is the source of this 2987-nucleotide messenger RNA. RefSeq names its product integrator complex subunit 4 (gene INTS4). The transcript is spliced from 23 exons. Lineage: Eukaryota; Metazoa; Chordata; Testudines; Emydidae. The record is from RefSeq and is a predicted model, not a curated record. Gene Ontology annotation, cellular component: integrator complex. The coding region runs from base 28 to 2934 and encodes 968 amino acids. Gene Ontology annotation, biological process: snRNA processing.